AUGUGGGUCCUUGGGAAGAUCAAGGAGAGCAUGGAGAGCAUUCCUCUAGAGCUGAGUCGUUACAUUGGAAAGAGUGAGGAGGACAUCUUUUUCUCUUCCAAGACCAGUUUCCCUCAGAAUCUGCACAGCAACAUCCUUACUCCAGACAAGAUCCCAGAGUUCUGCCUGCCCCCACGGCUUUGCAAGAGAAGCCCACUGCCAGAAACUGAGAAAAUCCCAUCGUACCUGCACAAUCUGAAGCAGAUGUCAAAGAGCAGCACUGUCUCAAGCACCAAGUCGAAGGAGGUGAAGACGAAGAAAGGUGACGAGUCAGCGACUUGGAAACACACACAGAAACCUUUACCAUUCUCUGCUGAGGGCUACGGCCUGACUGGGAUAUACGAGAGCCUCAACACUCGAAGGAAAGAGUCUCUGUUCCUUUCAAAGCGUCCUGUUUACAUGUUUGACAGAAGCAUUCCUACUGCAGCGGCCAGAGUGGCAAAGCAGACCAACCCACCCAAGAAAACUUCAGCUGGGUUUUUCCCACUGUUUUCAUGCAAAAGUCUGUCAGAGACUUCUGGCAGCCCAGAAGGAGGAACACCUUCUUCCAGUGACUCCUCUCCCCUCAGUGCCCUUUACAGCGCCAAGUUCUCUCUCUACAGCGCAUCAAGCAGGGGCCGUCUAAAAGGAGCAGUGUCUUGUCCUUCGUUGACUGACAGCAAGGAGGACAGAGGGAGGUGGAGGAAGGUGGGGAUGAGUUUAACCACCUCUGCGAGCAGCCCUCCAACCUUGGAGGAACACUCAGUCAGCCCAGCUCCACCCGUCCUCCUCCCACUGGAUGUUCAGCGGGAGCACGUCCUCCCGUUGCAGGGCCGCGGCACAGUGCACCUCCUUGCUGAGCACGCCACGUUCCCCAACAAGCCACUCUCUUCCCUCUCCGCUGUCAGAGUACGUGUGGUGUCUGUGGAAGGUGUGUGGGACGAUGCCGACCGACAGACCCUGAACUGUGCCGUGAAUCUGUGCCUGACACCGGGGAAGCUGCAGCAGCAGGAGAGCGCCACCAUCAGGAACUGCCGCAGCCCCGUGUUCAACGAAGACUUCUUCUUCACAGAGCUCAGCCACAAGGAUCUGCUGGAGCUGCAGCUCAGGUUAAAAGUGGUGAAUAAAGCCGCAACUGGAACACUGAGGAGAGGGGCGGUGAUUGGAGUGAUCACUAAACCACUUUCUCAGUUGCUCCCUUUGAACAAACAAGUGGAAUAA
Molecule: messenger RNA, 1239 nt
Organism: Stegastes partitus (bicolor damselfish)
Lineage: Eukaryota; Metazoa; Chordata; Actinopteri; Pomacentridae
Product: C2 calcium-dependent domain-containing protein 4C
Exons: 1
Coding region: 1-1239 (412 amino acids)
Source: RefSeq, a predicted model, not a curated record